Molecule: messenger RNA, 1365 nt
Organism: Podarcis raffonei (Aeolian wall lizard)
Lineage: Eukaryota; Metazoa; Chordata; Lepidosauria; Squamata; Lacertidae
Product: cytochrome P450 2J4-like
Exons: 8
Coding region: 1-1365 (454 amino acids)
Biological process (GO): xenobiotic metabolic process; arachidonate metabolic process
Cellular component (GO): cytoplasm; intracellular membrane-bounded organelle
Molecular function (GO): oxidoreductase activity, acting on paired donors, with incorporation or reduction of molecular oxygen, reduced flavin or flavoprotein as one donor, and incorporation of one atom of oxygen; heme binding; iron ion binding
Source: RefSeq, a predicted model, not a curated record
AUGCGGAAUCUGGGUCUGCGGAAGAAAGGCAUGGAGUUCCAAAUACAAGAGGAAGCCCAUCGUCUUGUGGAGGUCUUUGCAUGUGCAAAAGUGUCCAGCUUGAUAUGUGUUUUGGCUUUUGGAUACCGAUUUUCUCUUGAAGAUGAAAAAUUCCAAAAAUUGAUCGAUGCCAUUGAUUGCAUCUUGAAAGAUUCAAAUAACUUACUUCACAUGCUGUAUGAAGUCUUCCCAUGGCUCAUGAAACAUUUCCCAGGGCCUCAUAGGAAGUUAUUUGCCUCUGCAGACUUGGUACUUUCAUUUGCAAAGGAGGAGUUAGAAAGGCAUAAAGAGCAACGAAAGGAUGAGCCACAGGAUUUCAUUGAUUUCUAUCUACUUCAGAUGGAGAAAAGCAAGGAUGACCCCAACCCUACCUUUGAUGAAGACAACCUAGCAGAGUGUGUUCUUGACCUCUUUAUCGCAGGGACAGAGAUGACUGCUGCUACUCUGCAAUGGGCACUGCUCCUCAUGGUGUCUUAUCCAGAUGUUCAAGAUAAAAUCUACAAGGAGAUGGAAGAUGUUUUAGGUUCCUCCCUUCCCAUUUGCUAUGAAGAUCGAAAGAAACUGCCUUACACCAACGCGGUGAUGCAUGAAAUUUUGUGUGCAAAAUAUCCCUUAUUAGUUGGGAUUCCCAGACUAAAUGCAAAGGAUUUGGAAAUGCAUGGUUUUCAUGUUCCAAAGGGGGCAUUUGUUGCUCCAGAUCUGAACUCUGUUCUUGUCGAUCCCACGCGAUGGAAAAACCUGAAGAGUUCAACCCAAGCCACUUUUUGGACAAGGAUGGAAAUUUUAGGUCUAGAGAAGAAUUUUUGCCAUUUGAAGCAGAAUGUAAUGGACUCUCACCUUAAAGGGACUCCUGGUGCCACCCCCUUCUUUCAUGAUUUGUUGAUCGCCGGGCCCACGCCAGAGGAGCUCGGGAACUGCCUCCGCACCGUCCUGCACCGUUUCCGGACGACAGGCCUCAAGGUGAAGCAGGAAAAGUGUCUACUAGGAGUGCCCCAGGUGGACUUUCUGGGAUUUGCGGUGGAUGCAGAAGGGGUCCACCUAACCAGUGACAAGGUAUGGGCCAUUUAUGAUGACCCAGCGCCCAAGGGCAAGACUGAACUUCAGGCCUUCUUGGGACUAUUGAACUUUUACCUCACCUUCCUUCCUCAUAAGGCGGCAGUAGCGGAGCCUCUACACAGACUCCUAGACAAGUGGUCAAUUUUCCUCACCAGAUACCAGUAUGCCCUGAUCCACCACCCUGGGAAGGGAUUGGCCAUGCAGACGCCCUCAGCAGCCUACCACUACCAGAAACAGGCCCUGACCCAGCGCCCGCGCAAGAGGUUAUGA